This is a messenger RNA of Cuscuta campestris, 530 nucleotides long. NCBI's taxonomy places the organism in Eukaryota, Viridiplantae, Streptophyta, Magnoliopsida, Solanales, Convolvulaceae. The record is from the annotation of a GenBank genome assembly.
GUGGAAUACCUAGCCAAAGAAGUGGCUAAGCUCACGAAGCAAAAGAUGUCCAUGUUGCAAGAUAGUGAAGAUGAAGAGGAAGCUAGCUCUAGUAACACCAUGAGAGCUAGGGCUCAUGAAAAGUCCCAUUCUGACUUCAAAGUUGAUAUUCCAAUCUUUGAAGGAAAGAAUGACCCGGAUGAAUUUCUUGAGUGGUUAGAGACAGUGGAACGAGUCUUUGAUUUCAAAGAAGUCUUCGACGACAAGAAGGUCAAGAUUGUAGCCUUAAAAUUCCGCAAGUACGCCUCCACUUGGUGGACGAACACCUGCACCAAACGGAUUCGAAGUGAGAAGCCUCCCGUUGACUCAUGGCAAAAUAUGAGGAGUCUCUUGAAGAAGAAGUUCCUACCAACUGAAUAUUCCCGAGAGAACUUUGCUAAGCUUCAAACGCUUAGGCAAGGUACGAAGUCAGUGGAAGACUACACCCGUGAGUUCGAGGAACUCCUACUCAGGUGUGACUUGCAAGAGAACGAAGAGCAAACCUUUGUAAG